This is a messenger RNA of Hyalella azteca, 484 nucleotides long. Its product is annotated as LIM domain-binding protein 3. Gene Ontology annotation, biological process: muscle structure development; actin cytoskeleton organization. The record is from RefSeq and is a predicted model, not a curated record. Gene Ontology annotation, cellular component: Z disc; adherens junction; stress fiber. NCBI's taxonomy places the organism in Eukaryota, Metazoa, Arthropoda, Malacostraca, Amphipoda, Hyalellidae. Gene Ontology annotation, molecular function: actin binding; muscle alpha-actinin binding.
GUCCAGCAUCUUGUCACAAAAACCAAAAACCACGGCCAAAAACAUUGUAAUUUUUACGUUUUUUUCAGGUGAAAGAUUUUAAGUACUCAAGCUAAGGACUUUUUCAGUGAACAUAAUCCAGUGCGCGCGCGUGGUCUGAGGUGCACUUAGCUGACGGUGUGAAAUAUUAUCUGUUUUCAAAUUACGAAUUUUGAGAAAAAGAAACUUCCUACGAAAGAAAACUUUUGUUGAGAUUCCAGUGUAUUUAUCACCUCCGAGAAAAGACACGUGAAUAUAUAUAGCUUGGUCCUUAGAGUUACGAGAAAACAGCGUAAGCGUAAACCGCGGAGUGGAGCCAGGGCUCGAAUUAUUAUUUUAGCAAGAAAAAAAUAAAGUAAAUAAUGAGCAACACAGUGACGCUAGAACGUGACGGCCACGACCAGCCGUGGGGGUUCCGGCUGCAGGGGGGUGUGGAUGUUGGCCUCCCCCUCUCAGUCCUCAGGGU